CCUCCUUUCCCGCCAUCUCCGUUUCUGCGAGCGCGGGUGGAGAGGAGACCUCCUCAAGGCUUCGAUAGCUUCGAUCGCAUAACAACCUUCUCUUGUUUUCCCGAGUUUUCUCCUCUGCGGAUUGUGCGACCGGCAACAAUCCGCAACGGAGUAGUAUUUCUUUCCGUCCCGACGGCGCGCGUUUUCCGAACUGGCUGAACGUGUUCGCUCUAUCUUUGGCCGGUGCGAACAACAUCGGCGCCGACAUCGAAAGGAGGCGUGAGCUGCCGGGAGCAUCCGAAGGUCCGUUGACGGUGCGACAUCGCCGAAACCUCAAUCGCCGGCGCGCGACAUCGGGAGCGCCAGCUUCUUCAUGAUAAACACGCGCAACGGACGACCGAACCACGACUUCGACGGGAGUGGCGACUGCGGCAUCGACAGCAACAACGCAACCAGCGGCAUGAUACUGUGCCUCUUCAACUGGCUCCUCUUUUGCGUCGAGCUGGGACGGUUGUUUGUCCGGCUCGCGCUGGCAUCGGCGGAAUCGCUCUACCGAGCCCUCGUGCCCAAGUCGAGGAAAGACGUCUCGAACAGUGUAGUCGUGGUGACGGGAGCCGCUCGAGGUCUGGGACGUGAGAUAGCAUGCAUGUUCGCCAACCUGGGAGCCAAGGUUGUGCUCCUCGACAUCGAUCAGGCACGCAACAAUGAACUGGCCAAGACAAUCCGGGCAUCAGGCGGGAAGGGAUUCUCGUUCACCUGUGACGUCACCGACGAGGACCAGGUGAAGAACAUUGCACAGAAGAUCGGCCGGCUCAUCGGAGAUGUGGACAUUCUGGUGAACAAUGCGGGCAUAGCCCAGGCGAUGCCCAUUCUCAACAUGAACCCAAACCAGGUUCGGCGCACCAUGGAGGUCAACACCCUGUCUCACUUCUGGAUGAUCCAGGAGUUCCUCCCCAAGAUGCUCGAGCGCAAGCAGGGCCACAUCGUAGCAGUCUCAUCUCUCGCCGGACUGGUGGGAGCGGCAAACUACACCGAAUAUUGCGCAUCAAAAUUUGCGGUGAUGGGCUUGAUGAUGUCACUGGAGCGGGAGCUGUCACAGACUGAGGCAGGACGAGCCAUUCGCCUGACGACCAUCUGCCCUGCUGUGCUGUCCCGUGGUUUCUCCAACAUGGGGCUGCCCUACCUGAGCGCAUGGUUCCCCCGGAUCUUUCCGCCAGUGGAUGCCAAAGUGGCAGCACGUGAUGUGGUCGGCCGUGUGCUCCGAGACCAGGAGCUGAUCAUUCUGCCAGCAAGUUUCAACCUCAUCAUCAACCUUUCCCUUAUUCUUCCCCACAGUGUGGGCAAAAUUGUGCAGGAGUACCUCGACUACAUGGUGAACCCUAUGACCGAGGGUGGCACAGUCCUCUGAGGAGCCUUCAGGACUCACACUAAGUCUUGACGCAACUUGGCUGUGCCAGCUGCGAGCUCAUUCCACGCAUCAGCGUUCUCAACGUCUUCCGUUCGAAGUGUCUUACUUUGAGUCACAGAAGGCGAGGGUUUCGUACAUUCGCUGGCUGUUGAUCACUUACAGUACCGGCAUUUGUGAUUUAUUGCCGAGAACAGGUUUGCUGAGGACAGAUGUGGCAAUUGCAGAUGGCGAACACUAAUGAACGCAGCUAUACCACUUGUUGCAGUUUUCAGUUUUCCGGCCUAUAGACGAAACUUCUCUGUUUCACCUACUGGCAAUCCCUCCGAAACCUUGUCAUUGCGGAGGGAUUGUCAGUAGUACUGCUCCAUUAAGAAAUGUGGUGCACUUGGUCUUGCUGGAAACUGAAGACAACAAUUAGACCCGCGUAAAAUGUGGGUUCAUUCGGAAAUGUUUCACGUUUGAAUGUCAGAUAUUUUUACGUUCUUUCCUCUUCAAACGGUUUUCCUGUUUGAAGCGUUCGUUUGUUGUUAGAGAUUUGAGCCCAGGUUCACUACGUGUUGUCAGGCAGCUGCAAGCAGAGGUGCAUUAUAAACGGCCUCCUGCUUUCUAGUAUGUGUGAUUUCUAGCACCUUGGGUGAACUCGUCGACAGCUGCCACGUCUCCUAAACCUUCCGACACCCUCAGUUAUGGUGUUGUAUUCUUAUUGUUCUUAGAGAAGUGGUGCAUUAGAGGGCGGUUGCGUCUGUGUUACUGGUCACCACAGUAUUACGCAGCUGGCUUCAGGCCUCUGUCAAUGCACUAGCAUUCAUAAGGCAGUUAUCGAAGCUUCAGAAAUGAGGGACCGAUGUGCAGCUCGGAAAAGCAUGCACUAUAUGCAGACAGGAGGUCUUCAACAGGUAGACAGGAGUUUAAGUGUAUUAUGUGGUUGCAUUGCUUUGUUACGAGCUGUUAAAUAAUCAUGUUGCUCAGUGUUGCUUGUUUUAUCAUCCUUGUUUUGUGUUGAGAUUUGUUCAUAUAUUAGUAUUAUUUACACAUCUUGUUUUACGUUGCGUAAAGAACUGCUUUUCCCUUCUUGUCAGACUCGCCUUCUCAAUCCAGCGCUUCUAGCCUGAGCUAAGUGUGGGGCACAGGUCAUCAAUUGUAGCGUUGUACAAGGUGGAUUCUUGGCCACUGUAUCAUCACCCUGUUUUUUUUUUUUUCCUAUUUGUUAGAGAUUGAUUAUAUGAUUAAUAGACCAAUUCAUCACUUUUCACACAAGAGUCAAAUGGGGAUCAGUAGAAGUAGGAUCUGCACAAAUUACCUCUCCUUUUUAAUCAAUAUUCACAAAAUAUUCUGGUGCACAAAAGGAAAGUUGAUGUCUUAGUGUGUUUGCGUGGGCAUUAAGGGAACACUUGCACUGGCUUGGAAAUGAUGUUUUUUUGCAACUGAGUGCCAACAUAACAUUGUUCCUGGUUCAAUCAGUGCAGGGCAAGUUUACGAGAAACAUGUUUUGUACAUUGUCAUAGCCUGCUGUGAUGUUAAUCAUUGUUAGUUUGAAAGACAAGGAGUGAAAUUGAUGUGGUAGCAUGUCUUUCCCAUUGCUUAUAUCCUUUUAUUUUUUUAGAUUUGUGCAGUUGCUAACAUCGGUGGUCUUUAUAAACAGGUCUUAAAUUUUACAACCAUACUCUAGUGCCAAACAAUUCCUUGCCUAAAAAAGGCAGGCUUGUUCAGCACCCUGGUGAAGGUUACAUUGUGUGGUCAAAAUAUUGAAAAACUCGCAUUACCUCUUUUGCUAUUUUGGACAUUUUUCGUCGUGUUUGCACCACUCGCCAUCAAAAUCCCCAAGCAGUACAGAAAGUUUUCAGCUUAGCACUUCUUCGGUAAUUUGGAUUCUAUGGUUGCUAUAAAUAGAUAUUGUAAUGUAAAAUAUGAAUGUCACCUCCCAGGCAUGUUUUAUGGAAGUUAGGAAUAAAUGUCAGCUCAUGUCAUUGUUACAAAUGCAGUGUGAUUGAUUAUGCCAUCAACAAACAAUAUUUUCUGCUCAUAUGCAAACUGUUUGGAAAGUUAUGUAGUCAUGCUUAGUGCCGCUAGGGUGCGUGAACUGGUACCGCAGCGUAUGUCGAUCAUGAAUUGCUAAUUUUCAAGCUUGCAGUGCUCAAGAUGGCAGCAGCACAUGCGCUGAAACAGAGGGUCUGGUUGUCCUGCUUGUUCAAUUGUGACCUGUUGUGCUGCGUAAUCUUGUUUCUUUGUGCCACUUUAGGCGUAUCAAAGGACCUGACAUGCGAUAAUUUGCCCCUGGCAACGAAGUCUUUGUAAUGCCAUUUACAGUUAUGCCAUUGUAUGUUGUAAUUUAGAAACUGACUGACUUCAUGUGCAGCUGCGUCAUCUGAUCGAAGGUGUUUCGACGUCUUUCUAAGUGAGUGCGCUGCGAACUCUUCAGAAUUUAAGGCACUGCUAUGCACCAGUGACAGAAUAACUGUACACAAAACAAGACUAUGAGGAGAGAGAUCAUGUAGGCCUCUUCAUUUUACAUGCUGUUUUCACCCAACGUUAACCACCAAGCAACAAGAAUGGUGUCAGUGACACCUUUAUUGCGGUACUCCCUUGUUAUUUUCUUGGGUUCAUGUAUAAAUACAACCACUGUAUAGUAUUUUACUGUGGCUGUUGUUUUAGACAUGGUACAUGUGUCAACAUUGUGGCAAAAUGUCUUUAGUUUUAUUUUCAGUGUCUUUGCUCUCUCCAUGUGCAUGCCUAGUACAUGAGCCGUGAAACGUUGUUCACGUUGCCCAGGCUUGCGUGCUGAACUGUGUUUUUCCGCUUCAGUUCAGUAGUUAGACCUUUGCGCUUUUGGAAACAGCUUAUAGUAUAAAUGCGGCAUAAAUAUUGAAGCCAGUAUUAAGUGGAUGUUUCAGCUGAACCAGCUCGUGGAACAUCCAGCAACCACACAUAGUCUCUCCAGCAAUACAGGACUGAAAAUGUGGUGCUAGUAAAAGAAACAGUGGUGCCAUCUGUCACUGUUUCAAUGAAACGUAAUGCUGCCGUUAACUUGACAGGUGGAACCACCGUUUUAUUGGUAGGAAAACCUACGGUUUUCAGUUGAGAUUGGCCCCAAACAUGUUGUUAGGGUUCAUUGGAAAUAUUUUCAACUGUUCCAUCCAAACGCAGUGUCAAACAGCACGCAUUGAGAGAUGUCACCUCGAGUUAUCAAGGCUAUUCGGUGAUAUUCGUUGUGGAUAAGCCAGCAGUUGAGUCCAGAGAUCUUUCAAACCUAGCUCUCUCAGUAGGGCCACAUUGGUGGCUAUCAGCAAGUUUGCAAGGCAAGAUUGUCUUGUUAGUGCGCGUUGCAGCUAGCUCGUUCUAGUAGCAGGAAUUAGAGCUCACUGGAAGCAACACACUGACUACCGUAUUUAUUCGAAAAUAGGUCGGGCACGAAUAUAGGUCGACCCCUACUUAUAGCACUCUACGAGAAAUAAAAAAAAAAUAUUCGAAAAUAGGUCGACCCAUGUUUUUUUUUUUUAGAAACAGGAAAAUUGAAACAUAGCACACCUUUAUUUACAAUUAACUUAGCGCCCUAGUCGCUGCCGGGAGUGUCAUGUUCGUCAGAUGUGCAAGGAAGGUUGUCGGAUUCUUCGCAGGCAUCCUCGGCAUCCCAAAUGACGUCGACUUCGCUGCCAUCGAUUGCGUUGGAAAUGCAGCACUUUUUAAAGCCAGUCACGAUAAUUUCCGCUGGCAAGUCUUUCCGCGCGUCCUUCACCCACGUCGCAACUUCAUUGAGGGAAGCCCUUCUCGCGGCGUCCCGUCGGUGUCAUUGCAGCAUCCUCCUUCAAGCCACUCUUUGUAACUCUUCGCCACCCGGUCCUUAAUGUAGCCGGGACGUCAUACCUAGCGGUAUGACGACCAGGUCUGUUGGCCUUCUGCAGGGCCUCCUUGACGCCCGGAGCCUCAGUUCUUUUUCAAGAGCGUCAUGCCUGCCAGUUGCUGGGCCGCGAAAAGCACGACGCCAUCCAUUGCACGCGAACAGUCGGUCCCGCUGCUUCCGCCAACCCCUAAUCAACUUUUACGUCGAACUCACGCUGAGCGGCACAAUUGCUGGAAUUCUCGGCAAAAAGUAUCACUUGACGCUUGAAGUCAGCUGUGUAGCGCUACCGACGUGACACCGUCGCAACCGCGCAUUUGCAAAUGCGAACCGUCACGUCAGAUCAAACAACAAACAAAGAGUGAGGUUAGGCCAGUGCCAGUGCGGCUGCGCGUCGGCAGGCAGCACGGCUAGGGGGCUAGGGACUUCACGGCCUACCUAGGGAAAUCACGGGUUCCAGCGCAAACAUGGCGGAGCGGCCUGCAUUUCGCGGGGGCUUUGAAAAGGCGGUGUGCAGCUAUUGCACAAAUAACUUUUUUUUUUCUUCGUUACUUAGUCGGAAAAGGCGAACGGGUACGGUUUUUAUACCAGAUUUUAUGGUAUAUAAUGUGCGUAUGUAGCAGGAACUGCUUGAAGAACAGCAGGCGCGGCAGUUGCACGGCAUAGGUGCGGUGCUUUUGGUCGCUUUGAUCGCGAAUAUAGGUCGAGAUUCUUUGGUCACGAAUAUAGGUCGAUAGCUGAUUAUGGGCAACAUUUUUGGGAAAAAAAGGUCGACCUAUAUUCGAAUAAAUACGGUAAUAUGCUCACUUUCAUAGGUUCCUUCUCAAAGUCAUUGACCAGCAGUAUUCAGGCGUAUGAACUUAAUCUUUUACAUCACGCUGUACAAUGCAAGCUUCAAAAAGUUGUUUCAAAUCCAUUGAUGAGAAUUAGUAACAUUCCAUAAAUGGAUGGGUACACUCGGGGAUCAAAGUUUGUACAUCGUAUUGUUUCUUGUCUGGCUUGCGUAGCCCUGUCUGCUGUGGUACCCAAGUCACUAUAGCCUCACCUGCUCAGAAGUUAGCAGCUUUUGUGAGGUGCCCAUGUUUCUGCUUAUAAAGAAACUUUCGUCGCAAUGCAGGGCGUUAGAGCUAUGUAGCUCACUCUUGAAACAAGUGCUAGGGCACAAGGUCGGUCGCUGUGCAAAGCUACCGCAAGAACAGGGCAUUAAGUGCUUGUCAGAAGUGCAUAGUAGGAAAUAUUAUACACUGUUUUAUUAUAAAACUCUCUGUUAUAUUUUUAUAGAAUUCAAUUUGUAAACUCCAAUAAUAAUGCCAGAGUAUAUAGUAGGUGUUCCGUGUUUCUACUUUUCUUUCCUUUAUUUCUUACCCCGAGAUUUUAUAUUUUUGUUAUGUCAGCAUUAUUCAGUAUUUGCUUUGUAGCUUCAGUGCAAAAGAGUCAUUUUUCUUGUCUGUUCUUCAAGUUUCGCUCAAAUCUAAAAAGUUGUUUGUUAGCAUAGCUGUUAUACUUGUUUUUGUUUUUUCCAUAGGCCUAAUUCAAUGCUUUCAUCUCUCUCCAGUACAUUUUGAAGUGUAGGCAUUUUGUUUAAGCCCUCGACUGUCAUCAAAGGCCCAUAGUGAAUUACCAUCAAGAAUGACCCUUUUAUAGUAUACUAAUCAAAUGGAAUCAUUAGUACUGUAUUUACUUUAAUAGCUUAAGCCCUUAGCACAGGCAAUUUAAAUAGAACACUCUUAUAUUCACUGCAACCGUUACGUUCUUAUGUAAUGAUCGACACAUUUAAUUAUAGCUGUUGCCUGAUGAUGACCAGGUUGUCAGCAUUGGUUUGUGUAGCCAGUGCUUGCUGUUAGUAGACCUGCUAUGUCUACAUGUUCACGAUGCUAAAUGAUUUUGUCGUGUUUGUUUGUUUAUAUAAUGCAAAGUCAACAAAAUGUGUUCAGUCAGGUUUCCUUUCCACCCAGACGUUCUCCCCCCUUUUUCUUUAAAUGUGAUAUUGCCAGUGAUUUGUGUCACAAGACCAAGAAAAUGUAGCCUCGGCAAUUCUUCUUUCACGGUAAAGGGCAAUUUUACUCGUAAAUUUGUGGUAUUGUAGUUCUGAGGAGCUGUUACUCUAAAUAAUAAUCUGAAGAGCACGCAAAGAGUGGUGCUUCUAGAUUCAGUUACCGCUGUACUUCAACUGCUAAGGCAAACAUGGAUGUUAUGUAGUAUGUGUGAUAUGAACGUGUGGUGUUAACGCACAAGCGUUGACUGCAGAGCCAGUAUGUGCUGUUAUGCAGCAUCGCAGUGAAAAUUUGUGAGGAUGCACUUGGGAGCACACUGAACAGGUCAUAGCAAUUGUUUGAUACUUGGCUGUUCCAAGAAAUGGACCCAACCCCGGUUUCUUUGAGAAUGAUAUCGCUUUGUUCUUUCUUUUCUUAUGAAUGCUGCAACCAAGUUGCCAUUUCACACUUGACACUUUCACUGUCCUGUUCAUUGUGAGAUGGCACUUAUCGACUCGGCAGUCAAUGCUUGUUCAUUGAUGUUAAAAAAUUGAAGGCUGUACAUCUUUACUGUUGUUUUAGAAGCACUUGAGGUGGCAUAAAAUUUUGAUUUGCUUGGAGGGUUGGAAGUUAACUUUCAGUUUAGCUAGAACUUAUCGCAACUUUGUUCAUGCAGAGACUACAGAGCAGUUAUCUUUUGUGCCAUGAGCCGUAAUGAAUUCCACUCGCUGCGGUACAUGUACUGUGGCCAAGUUCUUUUUCCUCGUUUAAUUUUGUCAUGGCUGCUGUGAAGAAAAGUUUUAAAUAAUUUCUGGACAGUUAGUUUUGUGAGAUAACACAGUGCUUUAUUAAAAGCUGGCCAGAAAGAUUUUUAAUAAACUAUUUUUGACAGAAUGCAGUCAACUAUGAGAAUCUCAUAAAAAAUUGGUUGUCAUUAAAUUAAGGUUUGCUGUAUAACAUCGAUACACAUCUUCGUGCAUCUGCUGUGGCUAAAAGUCGUCAUUUAAACUAACCAAGGCUUUUUUCCCCCUCAACUGUGCCACUGAUACUUGGGAGUGCCAGCAAAACUUGGAAAAAGCGUAGCUUGAUUAAAAACAAAACUGUAAUUUUAAGUUUUAGGAAACAAGCUUCCCUCCCUCUCAGCUUUCUUUCUUGAAAUCUUGUGCCAAGCAUGCCCGCCUCUGUUGGGGCACUUUUCUUUUUUCGCAUGAUUUUGUCCGAGGGAUGAAAAUAUUGUUCAUUCCUUCUUUCUUUUUUCGAUGUGUUGCAUAUUGUGGUUUGCAAAAGAAAGAAAAGGCAAAUAAUUUGCUCCUCGAGAAGGGCAACCGUCCCAUUUCAAAACAUUGUAUGCAGUCAGAUACAACUUUAGAAGGCAGCAGCGUUUCCACUCCGAAGGCUGGAAGCACGCAAGCCUGCGCUGAUUAGUGUGCACUCUAGAAUGACAUCAUAAUCCGACCUGCACCAUGGGUCUAGUGGUUAUGGUGCUCGACUGCUGACGCAAAGGUCGCGUGAUUAAAUCUCAGCCGCAGCAGCCGCAUUUUCGAUGGAGCUAGAAAUGCUUGAGGCCCGUGUACUUAGGUUUAGGUGCACGUUAGAGAACCCCAGGUGGUCGAAAUUUCCAGAGCCCUCCCGUAUGGCGCUCUCGUAAUCAUAUCGGGGUUUUGGGGCAUUAAACCCCAACAGUUAUUAUUAAUCUGAAUGGUCAGUGGCCCCACUGUCCAAGAACAUCGCCAUGUACGUGAGCGGGACUAUUUCUGUAGUCAUGGAGGCAUUCGGCUGCCACGCUUCAGUCAUCUGGGCACAGGGCCUCUCGUGCCUUCUCAAGUAUUAUCUGGUUAUGGUAAUUGCCUUUGUGAAUUGAUGUGGUAAAUUAUGUCAUCACUGCAAUAGAGAUUUUGUCAUCAAAUUCCGACCUUUUUUCUAACCUGUCGCAUCUUUCAUUGCAACCUUGAAGCAUCACUCUUCAUUUGAUCUCAUUGUGUUGUGUGUUAUUGGACCACUCCACGCCUUGUGCUUAAGACUGCCUUUGGAAGCAGAAACCGGCUCCACGGACAACAUACUUUGCACUGUUCUCGCCUGUCUUCCAAACUGUGGAGACGUUUUGUGGUUCUAAGUACUUAUUUUUACCUUUCUUGCUCAUACUGAAUGUAUGGAGAUGUUAAAUAAAGUUGUUCUUAGUCAAA
Messenger RNA from Rhipicephalus sanguineus (brown dog tick), 9378 nucleotides. RefSeq names its product short-chain dehydrogenase/reductase family 16C member 6. Gene Ontology annotation, cellular component: lipid droplet. Bases 353 to 1387 code for a protein of 344 amino acids. The record is from RefSeq and is a predicted model, not a curated record. The transcript has 6 exons. Lineage: Eukaryota; Metazoa; Arthropoda; Arachnida; Ixodida; Ixodidae. Gene Ontology annotation, molecular function: oxidoreductase activity, acting on the CH-OH group of donors, NAD or NADP as acceptor.